Messenger RNA from Sus scrofa (pig), 966 nucleotides. Its product is annotated as olfactory receptor 13A1-like. Gene Ontology annotation, biological process: G protein-coupled receptor signaling pathway. The record is from RefSeq and is a predicted model, not a curated record. Gene Ontology annotation, molecular function: G protein-coupled receptor activity; olfactory receptor activity. Lineage: Eukaryota; Metazoa; Chordata; Mammalia; Artiodactyla; Suidae. Gene Ontology annotation, cellular component: membrane.
AUGGAGUGGGGCCUGGGGGCUGCUCCCAGCCAGGUGGCAAGGUCCAACCAGACGGUGGUGACAGAGUUCGUGCUUCAGGGCUUCUCAGAGCACCCUGAGCUGUGGCUGCCCCUUUUGGGCUGCUUCUCCUUCCUCUACACUGUGGCUCUCAUGGGCAAUGCCGUGAUCAUCGCUGUGGUCAGCUACAGCGCCAGCCUCCGCAGCCCCAUGUACUUUUUCCUGUGCAAUCUGGCCAUCAUGGACAUUAUUUGCACCUCGUCGGUGCUGCCCAAGGUGCUGGCAGGCCUGGCCUCCGAGAAAAACACCAUCUCCUUCCCAGGGUGCAUGGCCCAGCUCUUCUUCCUCCUCUGGUCCCUAUCUUCCGAGCUGCUGCUGCUGACGGUCAUGGCCUAUGACCGCUACGAGGCCAUCUGCCACCCGUUGCACUACGGCUCCAAGAUGAGCCCUCUGCUGUGCAGAUCACUGGCCCUGGGCGUGUGGGUUGUCUGUGCCCUCAAUGCUUCGGUGCACACCGGGCUGAUGAUGCGGCUCUCCUUCUGCGGCUCCAACAUCGUCACACACUUCUUCUGCGAGAUCCCCCCACUCCUGCUGCUCUCUUGCAGCCCCACACUGAUGAACAGCAUAAUGACUGUCUUAGCGGAUGCCUUCUAUGGAGUCAUAAACUUCGUGCUUACCCUGGCGUCUUACUGCUGCAUCAUUGCCAGCAUCCUGCGCAUGCGCUCGGCCUCAGGCAGGCAGCGAGCGUUCUCCACCUGCUCCUCCCACCUCCUGGUGGUUUCCGUGUAUUACUCUGCAGUAUUCUGUGCCUACAUCAGCCCAGCCUCCAGUUAUGGCCCCGAGAGAAGCAAAGUGUCUGGUGUGCUCUACACGACUCUGAGCCCCACCCUGAACCCCAUCAUCUACUCUCUGAGGAACACGGAGGUCAAACACGCCCUAAAGAGACUCAUCCUCCUUUCCAGACGUUAA